GUCUACACGCACAAAUGCGUUAACGACCUGCGUAUAUGUUCCCUAGCCAGACAGAGUAGCGAAUAAGGACAGACCGCAUCGCACGUCUUGAGGCACUCGCGUUUUGAUGCACGGGUAUGUGGGUGUGCUGCGUGGAGGUGUAGACCGCAAGGGUGAUAAGAAGCAGAGAUGAACUGUAAAGAGGCUAAAUGUGAAGAGGCUAAAUGUGACGAAGACAAAUGUGAAGAGGCCGAAUGCGGAGAGCCCCAAUGCGGAGAGACCAAUGAAGGAGCUUCCACGUCGCCCCCCCCCUCAGCGCGCAGUCCCACAUUAAACGCCAUUUCUUUUAAACGCAAUUUUGUAACCUCCAAAAAGUAUGUGAUUUAUUUAAAGUACGCUUUGUUAUAAUUAGACACUCCUUUUACUUUUUUUUUUUCGCAUUACACGUGUGAUAAUUUUUUUUGUAUUUUUUUUUCCUUUCCUUUUCUUCUCUUUUUUCCUUUCCUUUUCUUCCCCUUUUUUCUUUUCUCCUGCCUUUGUGCAAAACCUAAAUGAACAUUUUCAUCUUAAAUGACAAGCUCAAAUUAUUUUAAGAAUGACACGAAAGUUUUUCAAGAAUCAGUUGGCAAGUUGGGGGGGGAGAGCUACGAUAGCGACGUCAUAGAAAUUAUAAACUUAAAUGAGAACGAGCCUCGAUGCACGACGGUGUCAAGACUUGGUAACCCUGGGGGGGUGCGCCCUGUGAGGAGUAACUACGGAAUGCCAAUGGAGGGGUGCAGUGACAUCGAAAUCAUUGAAGACAUAAACAUGUACAACUACGAGCAGAUAAAGCUGGCGAAGAUAAAAGAAUUCGAGGCGUCGAACAGGAGGGCAGAGCUUAUAAGAGACAAGGGGGUCUUCUUUGAGUACUAUUUGGGGUGCAUAGAAACGGACUCCAUCAUUUUGUCGAGCGAAAUAUGCGACGUGAAGAGCGACAAAGACAUUGAGAUCAGCUACGAGAUAACCCCCAAAUCGACGAAGAGGUCCUACUCCCCCAUGUAUAUGCUAAAGGUAAAUAAAAAUUAUGUAAUGUCUAAUGAUUACAUAAAAGUGAUAGGAAGAAAUAUCCCCACAAAUAAUAAAAAAGUAAAAAAAAAAAAAGUGUUAACAAAGAAAGGGAAUAAUUCCCCACUGUGCAAUGAAGAAUAUUCAGAAUGUCUUCUAGACGCAAAUAAAAUUCUUUCGGCAGAUAAAAAGUUCGUAGAAUUUGACAAGUGCAAAAGUGAAAUAUUAAAAGAUAUUAACGAGGGGUACCCAUGUAUAAGAAUCAAACAUAAUAACAAUAGAGACAUCUCCAAAAUUAAGAGCCAUCUGUCUAAAACUUUAUGUGUACUACUAGUUCUUAAUGCAAUUAGAAUCGAAAUUAUUUUAGAGAAAGUUUCCCCAAGUGAUUUAAAAUUUGGGGGUAGCUUAAAAACUUUUAUUCAUGUUAUUUUAUACCCUGAUUCUUUCAAAAUUGACUCCCAUAAAUUUCAUGAAUAUAAUUCUUUGAUUAAAUUUAGUGUUGAUAGUUUAUUUAAGGAGCUUAGAAUCACUCCGCUUCGACUAGCCAAAAAUGUGGAUAUGGAUUCCUUUGAAAGUGCUCAUAUUAGGAUUAAUAAGGAAAGUUUGCUGUUGCCUUCGAACAGCACUUUUAGGAACGACCCGGCGGUGUAUGGAAGGAAGGACCGGGGGGGGGACGCCUCCUUCGGCUUCAGCACCCCUUACAAGGCGCUGGGCGGGUCGCGCCGCUCCGUCUUAGACCCCGCCACCCUCAGCGUGACCAAGGAGGAAGACGAAAUGGUGGACUCCCUCAGCGAAAACGAGAUGGAGGAAAACAACGAAGAAGCAACGAACAUGGUUUUUGUGGAAGAGAAAUAUCGAGGGGGGUACCUUCUGGAAGAGUUCGAGGAAAUUCACCCGGAUAAGUUUUACUUUAAACCUACUCUGAAGACGUACCAGGCGGAAGGGGUGUGGUGGAUGUACACCAAGGAAAACCCCCCCGAAUAUUUCAAAGAGAAAAUUAAAAAGAACGAGGACAUCAAAGAAAUCGUUAUUGAUGAAGGGGUUAAGGAUAACCCUCCCUUUGAAGGCGCGGCAAGGAAGAGGACGCAGGUGCUUUCCAUAAUAAGUAAGAAGUUCGCCUCGAAGGUGGGUCUCGCGCAGGGCGCUCUCUCCGAGUGUAGGGUCGAUCGGGGGGGAGCCACCCCUCAGUGUAAGGUAGAACAGGGGGGAAGCGCCCCUCAGUGUAAGGUAGAACUGGGGGGAAGCGCUCCUCAGUGUAAGGUAGAACUGGGGGGGAGCACUCCUCGAUGCAAAGCCGAACAGGGUGGAAGCUUCCCCGAGUGUAAGGUAGAACAGGGUGGAAGCUUCCCCGAGUGUAAAGCCGAACGGGGUGGAAUCCCCCCUCAGUGCAAGUUCGAACCGGCGGGCACGCCGCCCCAGCGCGAGGCGAGACGGAGCGGCCAGGCCAUCAAGCGGGAGAAAGGCAAAUCGCGCGGCCAAAGGGAAGACAACAGCGGCGAAGAAAACUACGACGACGAUGAUGACGACAUUCGCAACAAGCAACCGCUUAACCCCCUGUGGGAGGAACACGCAUUUAUCCCCAACAUAAAAAUAUAUGAAAAGGACAACCUGGUGUGCGUGCUAAAAUAUUUCUACGUAAACAAAUUAACGGGGUGCUUUUCGCUGACGUACCCUCAGUAUGUGCCUCCAUUCAGGGGGGGCAUUCUAGCGGACGAAAUGGGGUUAGGAAAAACUAUACAAAGCAUCGGAUUGAUAGCGCACGAUGUUUGCCACAAUAAAUUGCAUUUACAAAAUAGUAGCAACCAAAAUAAGAACAACGCUACUUACUUGAUAGAGAAUACCAUCAAGGGAUUUAAUUUCAAAAAAGGGGGGACUUUAAUUAUUGCCCCUUUGGCUCUAAUCUAUCAGUGGAAACAAGAAAUAGAGAAGCACACUAGGGAGGGCUUCCUCACGGCUUAUAUUUACUACGGCACCUCCAAAGAUGUAAGCAGCGAAGAACUGUCUAAGUACUCCGUGGUGCUGACCACCUAUUCUACCCUAGUCUCUGAAUAUAAGAACACGCUAAGUAAGAAAGGGAGCAGUGGUGAGGAUAACAACUCUGGAAGGGAGAACGAUGAUGAUGGGAAGAGUAAGCGCGAACAUGGGGACGAGGGACUCAUCAAGGGGAGCCCAAAGGAAGAGAAAUCCAGGGUGUUGGGUCUCAAACGUGGCGCGAAGGGCUUCUCCCCCAGGGGGAGUCCCCAGCGUGGAACAAAUAAUGAGAGCCCCAAGAUAAACAGCUUCUUCAAGAAGACCGUUCUGGGCGCAAAGAUGGCCACUACAACUGCCAAUAAUACGCUCAAAUCGAGUGACGAGAGGAAGAACGCAAAGCAGGGGAGCCCCAAGAAGGAGUGCCCCCUGUAUAGAAUAACAUGGAGAAGAAUCAUAAUCGAUGAAGCGCAUGUGAUAAAGAAUAAGAACUCCAUCCAGUCAGUCGCGGUGUGGAAAUUGAGGGGAGAAAGAAACUGGUGCUUGACGGGAACGCCCAUACAGAACUCCAUUUUUGACAUCUUCCCGCUCUUCCGAUUUUUAGGCAUAAAACCGUAUGGCACGAUUGAAUGGUGGAAUAAAGAAAUUAUAGAUUAUGUAAAUAAAAACAAAUUGAACUUAGCCCUGGAUGUGGUGAGGAAAAUAUCGUCUCCCAUUCUGUUGAGGAGAACAAAAAAGUCGAGGACAAAGGAGGGAGACUACAUCAUAUCUCUGCCGAAAAAGAAUGUGCAUCUCAUGAAGCUGAAGUUUUCCAUGGAGGAGGAAGAUUUUUACCGAGCCAUUUUUUACAGAAGCAAAACUAAGUUUGACACGUACAUGCAUGAUGGGAAUGUGCUAAGUCAUUACUCCCACGUUUUGCAGCUGCUGCUAAGGUUAAGGCAGUGCUGCUCGCACCCGCUGCUUUUGUUCUCCAAACCGUUUUUCGAGGAAUGGAAUCGGGAGGAUAUAAACAACGCGCUGAAGAAGAAGGACGACGACGAUGAGUGGAAGGGGGAAAUCGAAGGGGGGGGAGAAGAAGGCGGACGAGCACGAGUACGAGGCGGCGAUUUUCUCCCCGAAAAUGGCAGCACUGGGAGAGGCACUCCGUUUAGCAACUCCCACGGUAAAGAUGCACCAGAUGAGCCAACGAACCGAGGGGAUGACCUCAUAUACAAUUUCAUGCUAGGCGCGACGCAUUCAAACCAACUGGACGAUGAUUACAUCCAAAUGAUAGACCUACUAAAAGGGGGAAACGCAAUUCAGUGUGUAAUAUGCUUGGAAGAUGCUGUAUACCCACUAAUCACCAAAUGCAUGCAUAUCAUGUGCAAAAAAUGUGCGGACAAUUAUUUCCACCUAACCCAAAUAGCAGAUAAGAAGUGCCCAGAGUGCAAUCAGUAUAUAAGUCUAAAAUCAUUGAAAACGCUACAGGAAAAUAAGUCGCCUCUAGAUGAGUUGCUAAAAAAAAUGAAAAAAGAAAACUUCGUGUACUCCACAAAAUUGAAGCAACUAUUUGAUCAUAUACAGAAUGACAUGCAAAACGAAUUGCACAUUGUGGUAUUUUCGCAGUGGAUAGGAUUUCUAAAAAUUAUACAGAAAUUAUUAACCCUACAUAAUAUUCCCAACAAAAUAUAUGAUGGGUCUUUAACAUAUGAAGAGAGAAAAACUACUCUCUUUUGGUUUAAUGUACAGAGGGGGAAAGUAUACCAGCCAGGAAUUGGAUUUACUACCCCUUCUUCUCCAAUUGCUGUGGAAAAUUUCGCUGGCAAAGUUCUCUUAUGUUCGCUGAAAGCAGGUGGAGUCGGUCUCAACCUCACAGUUUCGUCUAAAGUGUACCUGAUGGACUUGUGGUGGAACCCCGCCAUCGAAGAUCAAGCCUUCGAACGUGUCCACAGAAUUGGGCAGCUAAAGGACGUCAGCAUUUACAAAUUCGUUUUGGAAAAAACAGUGGAGGAAAGAAUUCUGCAGAUCCAUCAGAGCAAGCAGUACACGGCGAACCAAAUUUUAGCUCAAGAGGGUAACAAAAUUAACACGGAGAUGAAGUUCGCUCCGCAGAAAUUGGGCAUGGACGACUUCAUCCUCAUGUUCAAGGAUUGGAAUGCCGAGGAGUAG
This is a messenger RNA of Plasmodium vivax (malaria parasite P. vivax), 5139 nucleotides long. RefSeq lists its product as hypothetical. NCBI's taxonomy places the organism in Eukaryota, Apicomplexa, Aconoidasida, Haemosporida, Plasmodiidae. The transcript is spliced from 3 exons. The coding region runs from base 550 to 5139 and encodes 1529 amino acids. The record is from RefSeq and is a predicted model, not a curated record. Gene Ontology annotation, molecular function: ATP binding; ATP-dependent chromatin remodeler activity.